AAUGGCGGUUACACAAGCAGUCGCAGGAAAAAGGGAGUUCUCAAUGCGAAAGAACGCAAUUUGCGGCGACUCGAGUCAAAUGAACGCGAACGUAUGCGGAUGCACAGUUUGAAUGAUGCGUUCCAGUCGCUGCGCGAUAUAAUUCCGCACAUCAAAAAGGAACGCCGUCUCUCGAAAAUCGAGACACUCACGCUCGGCAAGAACUACAUCAAUGCAUUGCACGACACGAUUAUCCGCAUGGGAGGCUCCGUCACUGGGCAUGCAUCCUACGUCAUGCCGGAGCCGUCUGAUGCACUUACCAAUGGAGACGGCAUGCCAAUUGUGCACGACUUGAACAUCAAGCAGGAACGAUCGCCCAGCACUGAGCGGAAGAGAGGCUUGCGACUUCAUAAAAACGGUAAGAUGUACUAA
Messenger RNA from Culicoides brevitarsis, 411 nucleotides. RefSeq names its product protein dimmed (gene dimm). The annotation marks the transcript as partial. Gene Ontology annotation, biological process: positive regulation of transcription by RNA polymerase II; axon development; sensory organ development. Gene Ontology annotation, cellular component: nucleus. The record is from RefSeq and is a predicted model, not a curated record. NCBI's taxonomy places the organism in Eukaryota, Metazoa, Arthropoda, Insecta, Diptera, Ceratopogonidae. The transcript has 2 exons. Gene Ontology annotation, molecular function: protein dimerization activity; E-box binding; DNA-binding transcription factor activity, RNA polymerase II-specific.